AUGGCUGGCAGUCGCAGGGAGGCUGUUGGAUCAUUACUCUCACGGAUGAUAGGUCUUUUAAAAUCUGGAGCAGUGAAACAAGAAGAUCGGCCAAUUUGGUAUGAUAUAGUUAAAGCAUUGCCACCGAAGCCACUUCCUCCUCAAAAUGAAGUACCAAAAAUAGUUUACCCAGAGGACUUUGUGAGAGUACAUUUCCACAGGACAUUUGUUGAAACCUCACCCGUACGGCUGACCGAUGACAAGACUAAAUCAGUCUCCCAGAGAUUUGUGGACACAUAUCUUGACCUUCUUUCUAAGAAAGUAGUUCCCCCUGCAGAAAUCUUUGAUAAAACAGUUGAACUUUUGAAGACAGAAGGAAUCAAGUUACAGACAGUUCAAGAAAAGCAGGAACGAGAUCUUGCAAGAAGGCAGUCUAUCGCCACAAGCCCAGAGAAAUACACUCAGCCUGAAGAUGACUUCACAAGCUCUGUCAGCAGAAUGGAACCACCUCCUGAGAGAAGCAGCCCUCCCAAAUUCCGAACUCCACAUGUCAAAGUCGAUUUAGACUCUUUGUAUAGUGAUGAUAAAAAAUAA
Molecule: messenger RNA, 573 nt
Organism: Candidula unifasciata
Lineage: Eukaryota; Metazoa; Mollusca; Gastropoda; Stylommatophora; Geomitridae
Source: the annotation of a GenBank genome assembly